Sitophilus oryzae (rice weevil) is the source of this 1749-nucleotide messenger RNA. RefSeq lists its product as uncharacterized. The record is from RefSeq and is a predicted model, not a curated record. Lineage: Eukaryota; Metazoa; Arthropoda; Insecta; Coleoptera; Curculionidae. The transcript has a single exon. Bases 1 to 1749 code for a protein of 582 amino acids.
AUGGGGUUCUUUUCCAAUAUUAAACAACAACAUGGUACCACCAGCGUUGAAUUAUUGAAGACAUUGGCCAACAAUUACAUCAAGCAAGCAUCAUUGCGAAACCGAAGAAUUUUUUUACUCAGAUGCAGACAAAAAGGAUUGUUACCGAACCACAUCACACAGGGCACUUUAAACAUUAACUCAAUGUUACAUCACACUAGGGGGAACACAGGACAGAGGAUACUUAACUUCAAUCACAGGUUGAGAAAGAAUAUUUUAAACUUGGAGAUCAAGGUGACCUUCUGUGAUCUCGAUAAUGUUGAAAAAACUAUUAAGGAAAUUACAAAACGUCUUUAUAAUUGUUUACCUCAUAACAUUGUGUAUGAUUUUAUCCAGAGACAGAAAGUUAAGUCUAAUAAAACUUUCCUUAAGAUUAAACGUACUAACAUAAAAAAGAUCAAUGCUCUUAUACAAUAUAAUUUAAAAAGUAUUAAAACUCAGCCUAAGUGGUUUAAGAAUCUUACAGAUGUUGAUAUACCACAAGACAUUAUAGAUUUAAUUUCUUUGGGACCAAAAUUUUGUCUCUGUCCCACCACUAAUGACAUUUCUAUCCCGUCUCUACUUGCAGAUCUGGAGAGAAUUAUAUACAAUUUUGAUAAUGAACAGAAGGACACCUUUAGAGCUCAGUACACUAAUAUUAUUACUAAUCAUAUUCAUAAGCAUCACGAUGACAGACCCUUUUUAAGUGAUAUUUUUAAAAAAAGUAAACUCUUCUUCAAGAAUCAUCCUGAGUUGUACAUCCUUAAGAGCGAUAAGGGAAACGUGACCGUGGCUAUGUACAAAGACGAAUAUAAUGCUAAAAGCCAAGAACUGCUUGAUGAUGAUAAAUAUUAUCUUAAACUUAAUAGAAAUCCUACGUACACGUUUCAACUUAAAGCUAAUGCAAUAGUUAACAAAUUGAAGGACAGGGGUUUCAUUGACAAUGACACUGCUAAAAAUAUAAUGGCUUACAACACCAUUGCUCCGAGGUUUUACACCCUUCCAAAAAUCCAUAAACCUACACUGUCGGUUAGACCCAUUGUCUCUUCGAUUAAUUGUCCUAAUGGUCAAUUGGCCAAAUAUAUAACAGAUAUUCUUACUAGGGCGUAUAAUGUUGACAAUGAUUAUUAUGUCAGGGAUUCUUUUUCAUUCAGUACUUUCAUUAACAACUUUCAGAUUCCGCCUGACUAUGUAAUAGUUAGCUUUGACGUCGUUUCUUUGUUUACUAACCUCUCGAUGGAGGUGGUUCUGAAAAGUUUGCGUAAUAAUUGGAAUAGUAUUUCCCCGUGUUGUCCAUUUGACUUCGAAACACUCGAGCGGGUAAUAGAGUUUAUUUUUGAUUCUAAUUUUACUAUUUUCAAUGGUACAUAUUACAAACAGAUUUUUGGCACCCCUAUGGGUUCUAAAAUUUCACCCAUUUUAGUAAAUUUUGUGUUGGACGAUCUGGUUAAGGAUUGUCUACAUUACAUGCCACAUCAUAUUCCCUUUGUUAAGCGCUACGUAGAUGAUUUGUUACUGGCUGUUCCUAAAGAUCAGAUAGGCAUGACUUUAGAAUUUUUUAAUACCUACGACAGGCAUAUUCAAUUCACUGUGGAAGAAGAAACGAACAGAGCUGUUCCGUUUCUUGAUAUGUUGGUUAUGAGAACAGAAAAUAACAUCCUUAAACAAAAUGGUAUAGAAAGCCAUAUUGUUCAAAUCGUUUCAUCAGCUACCAUUCAUAUCACACAAUGA